AUGAUUUUGUUAGAUGAAAAGGGUGGAAGGGUCCACGCUGCUGUCAAGGGUUCUUUGCAUAUCCGUAAAAAAUUUUACAAAGGAGAAGUUUAUUUCAUAAAAAAAUUUGGAGUUGGUUUGAAUAGUGGUAGUUUCAGGCCAACUAAGCAUGAUUAUCGUUUGUCUUUCAACUUGAGGACUGAUGUAAAAUCCACUAUUGAUUCUGCUAUUCCCACCAAUGGAUUUGAUUUUGUAGAUUUUGAUGUUAUAGAGAAAGAGUCUUCUGAUUCCCCUUAUUUAGUAGAUGUCAUUGGUUUAGUCUCUGGAAUAGGGGAAGUUCGUGAGCAUAUUAUCUCCGGUAGGAAGACAAAAAUGGUUGUCGUGGAGCUUGAUAACCUCAGGGGUCACAAGCUCGAGUGCACUCUCUGGGAGGACUACGUGGACCAGGUGCAACAAAUUUUGGGGAGUAAUCAGUCUCCUCAAAACGUGAUGAUAGUUCAGCUUGCUAGAAUAAAGGGUUUCAGGGGUGAGUUCACAUAA
Messenger RNA from Gastrolobium bilobum, 519 nucleotides. Its product is annotated as replication protein A 70 kDa DNA-binding subunit D-like. The transcript is spliced from 4 exons. The record is from RefSeq and is a predicted model, not a curated record. NCBI's taxonomy places the organism in Eukaryota, Viridiplantae, Streptophyta, Magnoliopsida, Fabales, Fabaceae. Bases 1 to 519 code for a protein of 172 amino acids.